Kogia breviceps (pygmy sperm whale) is the source of this 3692-nucleotide messenger RNA. It is a transcript of the gene TMCC2, whose product is annotated as transmembrane and coiled-coil domain family 2. The record is from RefSeq and is a predicted model, not a curated record. NCBI's taxonomy places the organism in Eukaryota, Metazoa, Chordata, Mammalia, Artiodactyla, Physeteridae. Gene Ontology annotation, biological process: amyloid precursor protein metabolic process. Gene Ontology annotation, cellular component: endomembrane system.
GGCCGCGCCAUGCCUGCCGCGCCCAGCAGCCCGGCCCGCCGGGAGGGAUGCGCUGUGCCGCCCAGCUCCCCUCCGCCCGGCCCUUGCCCUGAAGCAGAAAGUUUGGGGGCUGGGGGCUAUUUUCUCCCGCUCCAAUGACUGCCCAAGGACUCCUGCUGCCCAGCCUCGAUUGUGACCUGUCUCCGCUCCCCAGGUCGUAAUGAACUAUUCCAAGCUGUAACCAAGGCUCCCACUCCUCUCCCCUCUCUCACCCUCCUUUAUAAAGGUUUAUUUUUUUAAUUCAAGAAAUUGUGAUCCUCCGACUCCCCUCCUCGUUAAUAAUUUAGACCCCGAGCCUCGUUUCUGAGUGUAAGAGGGGGUGCGGUCUCCCCCAAGAAGGCGCGCUGGAAGGACAGAUUCCCCUUGCCGACCCACAUACACCAUGAAGAGGUGCAAAUCGGACGAGCUGCAGCAACAACAGGGUGAGGAGGAUGGAGCUGGGCUGGAAGAUGCAGCUUGCCACCUGCCGGGCGCGGACCUCCGGCCUGGGGAGGCCACGGGUGCUAACUCUGCUGGCUGGCCAACUUCGGAUGCGGGCGCUGCCGCGGCGCCCAACCCGGGUCCCCGAAGCAAGCCUCCCGAUUUAAAGAAAAUCCAGCAGCUCUCAGAGGGCUCCAUGUUUGGCCACGGCUUCAAGCACCUGUUCCACGGCCGCCGCCGGUCACGGGAGAGGGAGCACCAGACGCCUCAGGAUUCCCAGCAGCAGCAUCAGCAGGGCAUGUCCGACCAUGACUCCCCGGACGAGAAGGAGCGCUCCCCGGAGAUGCACCGCGUCUCCUACGCCAUGUCCCUGCACGACCUGCCCGCCAGGCCCACUGCCUUCAACCGCGUGCUGCAGCAGAUCCGCUCCCGGCCCUCCAUCAAGCGGGGUGCUAGCCUGCACAGCAGCAGUGGGGGUGGCGGCAGCGGGGCCAGUAGCCGGCGCACCAAGAGCAGCUCCCUGGAGCCUCAGCGUGGCAGCCCCCACCUGCUGCGCAAGGCCCCCCAGGACAGCAGCCUGGCCGCCAUCCUGCACCAGCACCAGUGCCGCCCCCGGUCUUCUUCCACCACUGAUACGGCCCUGCUGCUGGCUGAUGGUGGCAACCUCUUGGCCGAGGAGGCCGAGGGUCUCAGCGACAAGGUCGACAAGGGGGACCUCGCGGCCCUGAGCCUCCCUGGCGGCCCUGGCCAUGGUGACACCGAUGGCCCCAUCAGCCUGGACGUGCCAGACGGGGCCCCGGACCCCCAGCGGACCAAGGCCGCCAUCGACCACCUGCACCAGAAGAUCCUGAAGAUCACAGAGCAGAUCAAGAUCGAGCAGGAGGCACGGGACGACAACGUGGCGGAGUACCUCAAGCUGGCCAACAACGCCGACAAGCAGCAGGUGUCCCGCAUCAAGCAGGUGUUCGAGAAGAAGAACCAGAAGUCGGCCCAGACCAUCGCCCAGCUGCACAAGAAGCUGGAGCACUACUGCCGGCGCCUGAAGGAGAUCGAGCAGAACGGGCCGUCGCGGCAGCCCAAGGAUGUGCUGCGGGACAUGCAGCAGGGCCUGAAGGACGUGGGCGCCAACAUGCGCGCCGGCAUCAGCGGCUUUGGGGGUGGCGUGGUGGAGGGCGUGAAGGGCAGCCUCUCCGGCCUCUCACAGGCCACCCACACGGCCGUGGUGUCCAAGCCCCGGGAGUUCGCCAGCCUCAUCCGGAACAAGUUUGGCAGCGCUGACAACAUCGCCCACCUGAAGGACCCUCUGGACGACGGGCCCCCCGAGGAGGCGGCCCGGGCGCUGAGCGGCAGUGCCACGCUCGUGUCCAGCCCCAAGUACGGCAGCGAUGAUGAGUGCUCCAGCGCCAGCGCCAGCUCGGCCGGGGCGGGCAGCAACUCGGGGGCCGGGCCCGCUGCGGCGCUGGGGAGCCCCAAGUCUAACCUGCUGUACGGAGCCGCCGGAAGCCUGGAUGCUGUGCUGGAAGAGCUGCGGGAGAUCAAGGAGGGCCAAUCCCACCUGGAGGACUCGAUGGAGGACCUGAAGGCUCAACUGCAGAGGGACUACACCUACAUGACCCAGUGCCUGCAGGAGGAGCGCUACAGGUACGAGCGGCUGGAGGAGCAGCUCAACGACCUGACCGAGCUUCACCAGAAUGAGAUGACCAACCUGAAGCAGGAGCUGGCCAGCAUGGAGGAGAAGGUGGCCUACCAGUCCUACGAAAGGGCCCGGGACAUCCAGGAGGCUGUGGAGUCUUGCCUGACCCGGGUCACCAAGCUGGAGCUGCAGCAGCAACAGCAGCAGGUGGUGCAGCUGGAGGGCGUGGAGAACGCCAACGCACGGGCGCUGCUGGGCAAGUUCAUCAACGUGAUCCUGGCUCUCAUGGCCGUGCUGCUGGUGUUCGUGUCCACUCUCGCCAACUUCAUCACACCCCUCAUGAAGACCCGCCUGCGCAUCACCAGCACUGCCCUCCUGGUCCUUGUCCUCUUCCUCCUCUGGAAGCACUGGGACUCCCUCACCUACCUCCUGCAGCACGUGCUACUGCCCAGCUGAGCGGCCGGCCUCGACCCCGUGCUCUCCCCAGCCCCCAGCUGGCCAUGCUUCUCCGGGGGUACCCUGGGGCUCCCGAGUCCUUGGACUUCUUCACGUGUCCAGUUUGGCCUCCUGCCCAAACUGUCCAUUCCAGCAACCUCUGCCCCCUUCUCUGUCCUUGCUUCUUCUGUCCAGUGCCUCCUCCCUUUUGGCCUGAAGGGAGCCAUAAGUGUAGCCCUGCCUGGAGGCGGUGGGGGCAUCGGUGGCCAAAUGGAGCAGAGGACACCCAGAUGGACUGUUUUCAUUAUUUACAGUCACACAAGGGCUCCUCCCCGCUGACGCAGAUGCCAUGGGUCAGGAAGGCCAAUGAGAAGAGGGGCAGGAGAGGGCCAUGCCUCGGCUUUCCUAGGGAAGAGCCCACGCUGCAGGCAGCUCCGGCUCCCUCUUUGUGGAGAUGGUCAGGAUGAAGGCAAGAGUUUCCACUGGCCCCAGGGAUGCUCCCCAGCUCACCCCUCCCUCCUCCAGAGCUGGGCUGAGGCUGGGUUCUGGGUUGGGCCCUUCUGGGAUCUGAAGGAUGCAGGCUCUGGAGGCCAGUUGGGUGUGGCUUUGGAUUUGUGUGUUCCCUGUUAUUUUUUCUGCCUGUCCCUGGAUCUGCUCUUUUCAGGGAAAGAGGCCCCAGGGGUCCCAAGCCUCAGCCCAAGCUCUUAGGGUUCUGUUUAUUUAUUUAUUUAUUUGUUCCUUUGUCCCUUAUCCCCCUGAGCUCCAGGGAGAGGUCCCCACCCACCCACCUCCCUGGUCCUCUCUCUGAAGCCAGGGCUGCUGCUUGGCUGUCAGGCACUUCCAUGCCAUUUAGAUCUGGAGACUCCUGGCUGGGGGAAGUGGGGCAGAGCCACCCAGCCCCACUCUCCCAAGCAGCGCCUCAGGCUCUUUUAUAUGUCUGUUUAUUCUGUAUGUGUGUAUUUGUGUGGGGGAGGUUGUCUGUUGCUUUCCUUUUUUUAAGGCUCUGGAGUGUUGUGUAUGGUUUCUCUUCACAUCCCAGCCUCCCCAAGGGCACUUCCAAGAAGAGAGGGGAUUUCUCGGAAAAGGAGAGAGAAAUCCCCUGGAACAGGGGAGGGCAGUGCCUGCCAGCUGUUGUGGACCUUCCCGAGAAAUAAAUAUCCUCUAA